Molecule: messenger RNA, 1636 nt
Organism: Calidris pugnax (ruff)
Lineage: Eukaryota; Metazoa; Chordata; Aves; Charadriiformes; Scolopacidae
Gene: PRPS2
Product: phosphoribosyl pyrophosphate synthetase 2
Exons: 7
Coding region: 68-1024 (318 amino acids)
Biological process (GO): purine nucleotide biosynthetic process; ribonucleoside monophosphate biosynthetic process; 5-phosphoribose 1-diphosphate biosynthetic process
Cellular component (GO): ribose phosphate diphosphokinase complex; cytoplasm
Molecular function (GO): magnesium ion binding; ribose phosphate diphosphokinase activity
Source: RefSeq, a predicted model, not a curated record
CGCUAAGCUCUCUCUCGCCCGCCUCCGCCCGCGCUCCUCUCGCCCCCCACACCCCUCCCUGCCCGCCAUGCCGAACAUCGUGCUCUUCAGCGGUAGCUCCCACCACGACCUGUCGCAGCGGGUGGCGGACCGGCUCGGGCUGGAGCUGGGCAAGGUGGUCACCAAGAAGUUCAGCAACCAGGAGACCAGUGUAGAGAUUGGUGAAAGCGUGAGAGGAGAAGAUGUAUAUAUCAUCCAGAGUGGCUGUGGAGAAAUAAAUGACAACUUAAUGGAACUGCUUAUCAUGAUCAAUGCUUGCAAGAUUGCAUCAUCCUCCAGAGUGACUGCCGUAAUUCCAUGUUUUCCAUAUGCCAGACAAGAUAAGAAAGAUAAGAGUCGUGCUCCAAUUUCUGCAAAACUUGUUGCCAACAUGCUGUCAGUUGCAGGGGCUGACCACAUCAUCACCAUGGACUUGCAUGCUUCUCAGAUCCAGGGUUUCUUUGACAUUCCAGUAGAUAACCUGUAUGCAGAACCCGCAGUGCUGCAAUGGAUUAAAGAGAAUAUUUUGGAGUGGAGAAAUUGUAUCAUAGUCUCACCUGAUGCAGGUGGUGCAAAAAGGGUAACUUCAAUUGCUGACAGACUGAAUGUGGAAUUUGCUCUCAUUCAUAAGGAAAGAAAGAAGGCAAAUGAAGUGGACAGAAUGGUCUUGGUUGGUGACGUGAAAGACAGAGUAGCAAUUCUUGUCGAUGACAUGGCUGACACAUGUGGCACAAUAUGUCAUGCAGCAGACAAGUUAGUAUCUGCUGGAGCUACUAAAGUUUAUGCCAUUCUUACUCAUGGCAUCUUUUCUGGUCCUGCUAUUUCUCGGAUUAAUAAUGCAUCAUUUGAGGCUGUUGUGGUAACUAAUACAAUUCCCCAAGAAGAGAAAAUGAAACACUGCCCAAAAAUCCAGUUUAUUGACAUUUCCAUGAUCCUGGCUGAGGCCAUUCGAAGAACACACAAUGGUGAAUCAGUGUCUUACCUUUUCAGUCAUGUCCCCUUGUAACUGCAGGAGGUUACACUGCGUCUUUGCAACGGUCCCUUCAGCUAGCACUGCUGUUUUUAACAAUGCAUCUCAACCACAAGGAAUGAGUAUCUUUGUACAAUUCCAGAGCUUGUAUGUUUAAUUAUUAUAUUUUUCUUGUAAUUACCAUUUGUUCUUUGUAAAUGGGCAAUAAAUCUGUCUUGCAGAAACUUUAUGAAUUCCUUUGAAAGUCUUGUGUGUUGUGUAAGUUGUCUUUUAAGUACCCAUCCUCACUUUCUGCUAAACUGCUGCUUCAGAUCAGUUUUUCAUUACAGAACCACUAACUGUCUGUUCAUAGAACUUAAUGCAAUGUAUGCAUAUAAGAUCACUUUCUGUGUUAAGCUAAAUGCUGCUGGCUGGGUAUCUUGUAUCUAUUAAUUUGCCAGGUAAGCAGCUGUUGUUUAUUAGUUUAACUACCAUGAAUAAGUGAGCCCUAACAGAAUGUAAACUUCAUGUUAAUUUUUAGGAACUGUUGACACAUACAUAGUAUUAAUUGUGUUCUGUACACUUCAUGUUCUUUUUUCCACAGAUAUAUGUGGCUGCUGUUUUCUUUUGUAAAGCUCUCAUUACAUUAAAUUUUUUGCUUAACAUCUA